Messenger RNA from Camellia sinensis, 1424 nucleotides. RefSeq names its product NAD(P)-binding Rossmann-fold superfamily protein. The record is from RefSeq and is a predicted model, not a curated record. NCBI's taxonomy places the organism in Eukaryota, Viridiplantae, Streptophyta, Magnoliopsida, Ericales, Theaceae.
UUAAAAAGGGUGUUAGGUUGCAUUAAUAUAUAAAUAUAUGUGCGUAUAUAUAAACAGAGAUCUGGUCACCAGAGAUGGAUUGAGAAUCAGAACUGAGCCAAAGAAUCCAAGUCCGCCCCCCACCAAUGGCAGUGAAAAAAUGUGAAGAGGCAGAAGAAGCUCCAAUUAAAAAUGAUGUUGCAAUUAUCUUAGGAGCAACUGGGCUUGUCGGAAAGGAACUUGUCAAGAAGCUACUUUCAAAAUCUAGAUGGAAGGUUUAUGGCAUAGCCAGAAAACCUGAGAUCACACCAAUCCAAAACCCCAAUUACCAUUUCAUCUCAUGUGACCUCCUCAACCCUCUCCAAACCCAACAAAAGCUCUCUAUUCUAACAGAUGUCACUCAUGUGUUCUGGGUCACAUGGGCUAGCCAAUUCCCCUUAGACAGCCAAGACUGUUAUGAGCAGAACAAGGCCAUGAUGUCCAAUGCCUUGGAUGCUCUCCUCCCUACAGCCAAGUCCUUAAAGCAUUUCUCUCUCCAAACGGGGACUAAGCAUUAUGUGUCACUGCAACCGCCUUUCGACACAAAAGAAGAAACGUGUUACUAUGAUGAAGACAGCCCAAGAGCAAGUAGAGGCUACAAUUUUUACUAUGCUUUGGAGGACUUGUUGAAGGAGAGGUUGGGGGGCAGGGUGGCUUGGUCAGUCCACCGGCCCGGUUUGAUCAUGGGUAGUUCUCAGAGGACAUUGUUCAAUUUCAUGGGUAGUUUGUGUGUUUAUGGAACAAUUUGCAAGCAUUCGAAUCUCCCCUUUGUGUUUGGAGGGACAAGGGAGUGUUGGGAAGAGAUGCAUAUUGAUGCAUCGGAUGCCCGAUUGGUGGCUGGGCAGCACAUUUGGGCAGCUACCAAUGAGGAAACAUAUUCCAGUGAUGGACAAGCAUUCAAUGCUAUCAAUGGACCGAGUUUCGCUUGGAAGGAUAUAUGGGCAGCUAUUGGGAUGAAAUUUGGAUUGAAAGUAGUUUCUGAAAACUUGUUUUCGGAGGAUUUUAUGUUUUCGACAGCAAUGGCAGACAAGGGAGAGGUUUGGAAAGGGAUUGUGGAGAAGGAGGGGUUGAUUCAGACAGGUAUUGAGGAUUUGGCUAACUGGGUAUUCCUGGACAUGUUGUUCAGGUGCCCCUUGAAAAUGUUGGGGACAAGAGAGAAAGCUGAUCGGAUGGGUUACACAAUGAGGUGUGAUGCAUUGGAUUCAGUACUGUAUUGGAUUGAUGAAAUGAGAGAGGAGAGACUGAUUCCAUGAAAAGAGCUUCGACUUCAUAUGGAGAAGAAAGAAUGUGGUGGUGCACCACAAAGUAGUUCCUUGAGGAAAAUAAAAUAGUAGAAAAGUUCUUUGAAUGCUCUGUAUUGUUUCUUUCUUUAUUUUUUUAAUGGACAUACGGUUAAGUUUAGCUCA